Molecule: messenger RNA, 2464 nt
Organism: Coregonus clupeaformis (lake whitefish)
Lineage: Eukaryota; Metazoa; Chordata; Actinopteri; Salmoniformes; Salmonidae
Gene: irx5a
Product: iroquois homeobox 5a
Exons: 3
Coding region: 459-1814 (451 amino acids)
Biological process (GO): cell development; neuron differentiation; regulation of transcription by RNA polymerase II
Cellular component (GO): nucleus
Molecular function (GO): DNA-binding transcription factor activity, RNA polymerase II-specific; RNA polymerase II cis-regulatory region sequence-specific DNA binding
Source: RefSeq, a predicted model, not a curated record
GAGAGAUAGGCAGGGCUGUGGUAUUAACCCAGCAUAAGCUUGCCUUUUCCUUCGAUGACUACACCCCGAGAGGAGGAGCGUGAAGAACGUAGUAGGCGUCAGAAUCCUCAAUUUCCAACUUAGCAUCUUGGCAGGACAUUUUCCCAAGCAAAGCCCCCAUCCGAAGGCAAAAAACUUAUUCUGCACGGCAUGAGACAGAGGGAGCAAGUGAGAGAGAGAGAGGAAAAAUAGAGCGCAGCAAGCAAACACAACGGUCAGUUGUAGCUGACUAUCAGCGACUAAUAAUCUAUAUCUAAGUCUAUGUAUUUGUUUAUAUUUUUACUUUUUAACACAGUCAUUUAGAGGGGAACAGACAGCGGUCUGUUGAUACGAGACUCCUAUGACUGAGAUCGGACAGUGCAUGAGAAAAUAAAGAGGAAAAGUGCGCAAGUAAGUGGCUUACUUUCGGGGCUUUCACCAUGGCGUAUCCUCAGGGCUACUUGUACCAGCCGUCCGCUUCUUUGGCGCUGUAUUCAUGCCCGGCGUACAGCACCAGCGUUAUAUCGGGACCCAGGACCGAAGAACUUGGUAGAUCCUCAUCUGGCUCGGCUUUUGCUCCUUAUGCCGGAUCUACCGCGUUCACCAGCGCUUCGCCCGGGUACAACUCCCAUCUCCCGUACAGUGCGGAGGCGGGGGCGGCCGCCACUUUUGCUUCAUACGUGAGUUCUCCCUAUGACCACACGACGGGCAUGGCUGGGUCUAUAGGAUAUCACCCCUACGCUGCUCCCCUGGGUUCAUACCCCUACGGUGACCCGGCAUACCGAAAAAACGCGACCCGGGAUGCCACCGCCACUCUCAAAGCCUGGUUGAACGAGCACCGUAAGAACCCCUACCCCACCAAGGGCGAGAAAAUCAUGCUGGCCAUCAUCACCAAAAUGACCCUCACCCAAGUGUCCACCUGGUUCGCCAAUGCCAGGAGGAGGCUAAAGAAGGAGAACAAGAUGACCUGGACUCCACGAAACCGGAGCGAGGACGAGGAGGAAGACGAGAACAUCGAUCUGGAAAAGAAUGACGACGACGAGCCUAGCAAGCCGACAGAAAAGGGAGACUCGACAGACACAGAGUCAGAUCAUAAAUUGCUGAACCCGGGGGACAUAGCUUGCGACAGAUUUAAAGAGGAGAAUCAUGGCAAAGAAAUGGAUCCCCUUCUGAGCGACUCGGAAUUAAAAGACCAAGGGGAGCGGACAGAGUUACUGCCCGAGUCUGCUAAACCCACCACCUCGUCUCCAUCCGCCGUGUCUCGUGGAGGAACCGAGCUCGUUGCGCAAGACAAGCCGUCAGAAAUGGGCCAUGCGCCGGGCACAGUAAACAGCAACGUUACAUCUGUUAUUCACUCGUCCCCAUCGGCCCCUAAACCCAAACUCUGGUCCCUGGCUGAGAUCGCAACGUCCUCAGACAGGUGUAAGAGCAGCAGUGACGGGCCGCAGGGCCAUGGGAUGGGUCACAGCACAGUGAUCAGCACCAAUGCAGCGUCACCAUCACGGUCCUCCCCCCAGUGUCCUCUCCCAAACAGCACAGUCCUAUCCAGGCCUAUCUACUACACGUCCCCUUUUUACCCGGGCUACACGAACUAUGGCAGCUUUGGACAUCUUCACAGUCACAGCAAUCACGGCUCGGGCACGGGCUCCACCGCACAUUUCAAUGGAUUAAACCAGACUGUGUUAAAUAGAGCAGAAGCUUUGGUAAGAGAAAGCCAGAAAGGCAGAGGCCAAACGCAGGUAGAUAUUUGUAAAGACUCCCCUUAUGAACUAAAGAAAGGUAUGUCAAACAUUUAAUACCUUGAUCCCUUUCAAAAAUCCAUCGGACUUUUAUUUAUUAUUUGUGGUUGCAUUACAAAAAAAAAUAAGACAAAUAAUAAUGAUAAAGCAAAAUUCUGCGAACAGUUAUUUUUUGAGUAAAUGCUUAUCCUAAAAUGUUAGUUUCUGAAUGGUUAAUCCUAAAGAUGUAACAAGAAUGGUCUUAAUCGCUGCAGCCGCCUUAGUCUAUUUGUAUUAAAGACUAAUAUGUAUAUUUAAUGUAGCAUUUUUGUAUUUAAAAUGGACAAUACACUAUCUUUGAAGUAAAUUAUGAGAAAAAAAAUACACGUGUGCAGCGAUUAUUCUGGGAGGAGCGGGAGGGGGGAGGCAAUUGUUAUUAUCAAAUGUGUCAGAAGGUCUUGAAAGAGAAACACAUUAUGGAAUAUGAAAGAUAUAUUUAUCGAUGGGAUUGUGGUCUUUUACCCCGUGACAGGUGUAUCAAUUCAAUUUUCUAUUCAGAAAGAGAACUCCAACUUUAUACAACAUGAGAACAUGUCAACGUUUCUCAAAUUCUCGUGUGAAAAACAUAUAGGCCUACAGCCUUUUAGGUCUACCCAAAUAUUUACAUUUUUGUGGGGUUUGGCCAAAGAUGUUGGCACGAGUUUACUGAAUAUAUGUAUAUUUCUGGC